Messenger RNA from Rasamsonia emersonii CBS 393.64, 1002 nucleotides. RefSeq names its product TAM domain methyltransferase. NCBI's taxonomy places the organism in Eukaryota, Fungi, Ascomycota, Eurotiomycetes, Eurotiales, Trichocomaceae. The record is from RefSeq and is a predicted model, not a curated record. The coding region runs from base 1 to 1002 and encodes 333 amino acids. Gene Ontology annotation, molecular function: methyltransferase activity. The transcript is spliced from 10 exons.
AUGGCAAACCUACCGUCAGCUCAGGGAAUGAAUAUCGAGAUUGAUGAUGAUACCGACUGGACUGACGAUGACUCUGUGUUUGGAGGAUCGCCCAAGCCUCUAUCUUCAGCUGAGAACGGUCGACGAUACCAGGCCUACAGGCAGGGUGAAUAUGUCCUUCCCAAUGAUGAGGGAGAGCAAGCGCACAUGAGUCUUGACCAUUAUAUCCAACAACUGGUCCUCGGCGGUACCAUCUUCUGCGCCCCCAUUUCGCCGAAUCCGCGGCGUAUUCUCGAUCUGGGGACUGGGACGGGGCUCUGGGCGAUUGACAUGGCGAAGAACCGACUUGAGUCCGAUUCAGCCUGCGUGGUGUUAAGACAAGAAAACCUCUUUAUGGUCCCUCCCAACUGCCAACUCGAACUAGACGACUUCGAGUCGCAGUGGUGCUUCUCGAAGCCCUUCGACUUCAUCCAUGGCCGCAGUCUCGCUGGCUCGAUCACGGAUCACGACCGUUUCCUGCGACAAUGUCUCGACAACCUCGCGCCUGGCGGCUUGCUGGAGCUGUGCGACUUUAGCGUCUGGCCGUACGCCGACGACGACACGAUCCACAAGGCGAAGCACAGCCUCGAAUGGGUGAAACGGCUCGACGAGGCGAGCUCCAAGUUCGGCAAGCGGAUGAACGUGGCGCAGCACUAUAAAGGCUGGUUAAGUCAGGCUGGAUUUGUCAAUGUCAAAGAGGAUGUCUACAAGGCCCCCGUCGCCCCCUGGCCCAAGGACCCAAAGCUGAAGGAACUGGGUCGGCACGUGCAGACGACGGUGCUGGAGGCUCCAGAUGCCUACAGCCCUGGCGCUGCUCUCCCGCGUGCUGGGGUGGAGUCUGGAACGCAUCGAGGCGUUGCUGGCCGGGUUCCGACAGGAGAUUUUCGACCCGACGCUUCAUACCUACAUGAAAUUGUAUUAUGUGUAUGGUCAGAAGCCGGAGACGAGCUGAAUCGACAGACGAUGUCGGAUGAUGUGAUCUGA